AUGGGCGCGGCCGGGCGACUCCUGAGCUCCGUGAUCAUGGUCUCCCCGGGCUCAGGCAAGCACACCCUGUCAUUGCGCAUCAUCAAACACUUCGAGCUCAAGAAGCUCUCCAGGGACCUGCUCCGAGACAACAUGAUAAGGAACACAGAAACUGGUAUACUGGCCAAGACGUUCAUGGACCAGGGGAAGCUGGUGCCGGACAGCAUCAUGAUUCGGCUGGCCCAUCACGGGCUGAAGGAUCUCACUCAGCAGAGCUGGCUGUUGAGUGGCUUCCCCAGGACUCCCCCACAAGCCCAAGCCCUGGACAGAGUGCGUCAGACACAGAUGGUGAGGAACCUGAACGUGCCCUUUGAGGUCAUCAUGCAACGCCUCGCUGCUCGCUGGCUUCACCCAGCCAGUGGCCGCGUCUACAACCUUGAAUUCAACCCUCCCAAAGUGGUCGGCCUGGAUGAUCUGACUGGAGAGCCUCUCGUUAAGCGUGAGGAUGGUAGACCAGAGACGCUUAUCAAGAGACUGAAGGCUUACAAAGACCAGACAAAACCGGUCCUGGAAUAUUACCACAAAAAGGGGGUGUUGGAAAUGUUCUCCAGAACAGAAACCAGUAAGCUCUGGCCCUAUAUACAUGCUUGCCUGCAAACGAAAUGUCCCACAAAUACACCAGAAGCAUCAAUUACUCCAGGAGGAAAUAUACUUCAAGCUUUGAAAAUUGUUGUAAUGUCUGGAGACUGGAAGAAAUAUUCAAAAUUGGUGGUGGUGGUGGUGGUGGUAAAGGACUCCAAAUAG
Molecule: messenger RNA, 783 nt
Organism: Molossus molossus (Pallas's mastiff bat)
Lineage: Eukaryota; Metazoa; Chordata; Mammalia; Chiroptera; Molossidae
Product: GTP:AMP phosphotransferase AK3, mitochondrial-like
Biological process (GO): nucleobase-containing compound metabolic process
Cellular component (GO): cytoplasm; mitochondrion
Molecular function (GO): AMP kinase activity; ATP binding
Source: RefSeq, a predicted model, not a curated record